This is a messenger RNA of Rotaria sp. Silwood1, 783 nucleotides long. The record is from the annotation of a GenBank genome assembly. Lineage: Eukaryota; Metazoa; Rotifera; Eurotatoria; Philodinida; Philodinidae.
AUGGCAAAAGAAUCUUGCCUGAUAAACAAGAAAAUCAAGAAUCUGGAAAGACGAGAGGCAAGAUCGUCGACUAGUGAUGAUAGUGAACGAAAAAAAUAUAUUUAUUCAAUUGAUAAAAAAAAAUCAAAUGAACGUAUUAUUGAAAUGAAAAAUGAUCCACCAUCAUUAUAUAUAUCAUUAAUUGAUUGUUUAAAAGAACGCAAUGAUAUUAAUUUAUUUAAUAUAUUUAAUAAUGAUAUUCAAGAUUCAAUUGAUUUAAUAUCAAUACGUAAUCAAAUAUAUGAACAUAAUUAUAAUUUUCAAAAUUAUUCAACUAUUCAUUUAUUUAUGAUACUUUUACAUUUAUUACAAUCAUUACCUGAACCAUUAAUAUCACGUGAUAUACAAGAUAAAAUUUUUUUAAGUAAUAAUAAUAAUAAUACAAAUAUUCGUUCAUAUCAAUUACCAAGUGGUAUAUCAAUACAAUCACAUAUACCAAAUGAAAAUUCAUCUCAACAACAACAACAACAACAUCAACAAAAUAUGACAAAAGCUGUUAGUUUUAUUAUUGAACAAUUACAACCAAAACAAAGAAAUUUAUUUUUUCGUUUUCUUUUACUUUUACAAAAAUCUUGGCCAACAUCAGAACAAUUAAAAAAACUUGAUAAUGAUGGACAAAAUACUUUAAAUAUAUGUAUUGAUGUAUUAGCUCUUUCAAUUUUACAUGAAUAUGCAAAUCGAAAUCAACGUCAUAAUUUUCUUUUAGCUUGUCUUAAUGAAGAAAAAAAGAAAAGUUCGAAAUGA